AUGAUAAGCGUACUGGGGACUGUGGUGGCGACGCUUGCCCUCAUCUAUGAUAGUCAUCUCGGUAGGCCGUUUAAGCUCCCGUUCAAGAACUCGAACAGGGGUCUCGAAUUGACUGACCCCUCGGAUAUCAUUCGCUAUGGAGUACCUGUGACAAAAAGCUAUGCCUUUUCCCUGGAGCUUCCUUGGCAGGUCUACGGGAGGGAGCCGGGGAAUCACCUCGCCGAGGCGCUUCUUGGGAUCUACGAAUGGACGUCUCGCGACGACGCCAAGCGCAUUGAGCGUCACUUCUCGGACUUGACCUCCAAGGCCCUGCACUUGGACCAGAUGCGGAGGUUGGAGCCGCGGGCUCAUCGUACCUUUGUGCUCUCACUCCUUGAAGGUGUUACUGACUCGAAACGUAAGGCUCGACGACUGUUCCAAGCCUUCGAGAAGACGCAGGUCUUAGAUCCCUAUCUGAUCAAGAACGAUGCAGUGGUGAAGCGACGGCUGAGAACAGUUAAGAAGGGACAAGACGACAGGUUGAUGGUCCUUGCUCGCAUGCACAUCGACAAACUCGACGACGAGCUCCGCGUCCACGCCUUCGAUCACCUGGACCCGCCGUUUGCUCAGUUGAAGGCGUGGAAGAUGGUGUUGAGGAGCCUCAUCUGCUCCUACGGGCGUCUCACUACCGAGGUCGGUCUGGCUGCUCGGGCAGACGCGGACUCUUUGGAGGCGCACUACGUGGAGAGGGUGGCGCGGUUCAACGACGGUUUGAGGUUGUACACACCGAACCUGCACGUCGGCUACAGCGGGAGCAACCGCAUGUCAGACAACGAUCAAGAUAUCGACGGCUUGAGCGAAAAGUUUGCGUCCCUCAGAACCCAAGUUUUUCAAUUGAAGGAAUUACCUCAACUUCUGCAACAUGAACCCACUAUCCCCUCAUUUUUGAUACCCGAGGCUAUUGGGCAGUCUAUGGAACUCAACGGCAGGAAGGAUGCUUUACAAUGCAUAGUCGGAGGGUUCGCAGAUCAGUACGCAGAAACAGCAAUCCCACGGAACAGAGAGGGGCAUCCGAUCUACGUCGUCGCCAGCGCCCCCGGCAUGGGAAAAACUCGCCUCCUCACUGAACUUCCUCGAGCGAUCAAUGACGGCUACUCGGACGUACAUCCCGCUGUGUACAUCGUCUCUUACAACAAUGGUCAAACACCGACAAAGUACGAUGUUGAAUUUCCAAUCCCAUGUCUGGUGCUGCGACUUCUCUAUUUCAAUUAUCCCGAUAUCUAUCGCAAGUUUGAGUCAUUCUCCCAUUUUGCGCAGUCAAUAUUCGACAAUUGGGAGGAACAACGCAUCCGAAAACUCGACCUCGGUUUCUUCAUCGUACGGCGGCCCGACCCGUUCUCAUUGCCAUAG
Molecule: messenger RNA, 1389 nt
Organism: Fimicolochytrium jonesii
Lineage: Eukaryota; Fungi; Chytridiomycota; Chytridiomycetes; Spizellomycetales; Powellomycetaceae
Exons: 5
Coding region: 1-1389 (462 amino acids)
Source: RefSeq, a predicted model, not a curated record